AUGGAUGACAUGUUUGAUGUUUUCGAGGGCAAAGCCGAGCCCCAAAGUUCUAGCGACUCUGAAAGAGAGCCCCCGAAGUCUCGAGCCCGAGAUAAGAGCAAGAAGCGCAAGGCGGAUGAAGCUAUGAAUGGCACAGCAACGACGGAACCAGCAAAUGAUGGCGAUGAUGCCGACAUGGACGAUGCAACCGAGACGUCGAAAGCCGAAGAGUCUGAGGAGGAGGAAUCCGAUACCCCUAGUCAACAAGAUAAAAAGAGGCGAAAGAAGGAGGAUGGUACUGGUCCCGUCAUGACAGAUACUUUUCAAACGGCAGAGUCGAGAGAAGUCGCUGGUGCGGCUACUCUGGUACCACAGGACGCGUCAUUGGUUUUAUCGCAUAACAUUCAGCAUCAGGUUGCUUUGCCGCCCGAUCUGGACUACGACUACGUCCCCUUGUCCGAGCACAAAUCGCCAGAGGAACCUGCCAGAACGUGGAAUUUCAAGCUGGAUCCCUUCCAGAGCCUGUCGGUGGCUUCUAUUGAGCGAGAUGAGAGUGUGUUGGUUUCUGCACACACGUCUGCUGGUAAAACGGUUGUGGCCGAAUAUGCCGUUGCGCAGUGUUUGAAGCGCAACCAGCGAGUCAUCUAUACCAGUCCCAUCAAGGCGCUUAGCAACCAAAAAUAUCGAGAUUUCGAGGCCAUCUUUGGAGAAGUCGGUUUGAUGACGGGCGAUGUCACCAUCAACCCUACGGCAAGCUGCUUGGUCAUGACGACGGAAAUUUUGCGAUCCAUGUUGUACCGCGGUUCGGAGAUUAUGCGAGAAGUCGCCUGGGUUGUGUUCGACGAGAUUCAUUACAUGCGCGACAAGACUCGAGGUGUCGUCUGGGAGGAAACCAUCAUUAUGCUUCCCGAUAAAGUUCGCUACGUCUUCUUGUCCGCCACUAUUCCCAACGCCUUCCAGUUCGCCGAGUGGAUUGCCAAGAUUCAUCACCAGGCCUGCCACGUUGUUUACACCGACUUCCGACCCACGCCUCUCCAGAACUACUUCUUCCCCUCUGGCGGCACCGGCGCCCGUAUUAUUGUGGACGAAAAGGGCAACUUUAAUGAGCAAAACUUUAACCUUGUCAUGAAGGAGGUUGAGGACAAAAAGGGCGCAGACUCGAACGAUAUCAAUGCCAAGAUGAAGGGCAAGGGCAAGAAUAAGAAAACCAACAAAGGCGGCGCUGACGAAGGAUCCGACAUGCACAAGAUCAUUCGCAUGACCAUCAAGAAAAAGUUUAACCCGGUUAUUGUUUUCAACUUUAGCAAGCGAGAGUGCGAGAAUAUGGCCUUGAGGAUUUCUAAUUUGUCCUUCAAUGACGAUUCUGAAAAGGCCAUGGUGAAAAAGGUCUUCCACAGUGCCAUCGAGAGUUUGGCGGAGCAAGAUCGAGAACUCCCUCAGAUCACCCACUUGCUUCCGCUUCUGGAGCGCGGCGUUGGCGUCCAUCACUCUGGUCUGCUGCCCAUCUUGAAGGAAACGAUUGAAAUCUUAUUCCAAGAAUCUCUUAUCAAGGUUCUGUUUGCUACGGAGACCUUCUCUAUCGGCUUGAACAUGCCUGCCAAGACAGUCGUCUUUACGCAGGUCACCAAAUGGGACGGCGUCAAGAGACGACCGCUCACAUCUUCCGAAUACAUUCAAAUGGCUGGUCGUGCCGGUCGUCGUGGCCUUGAUGCUCGCGGUGUCGUUAUCAUGAUGAUUGACGACAAGCUGGAGCCUGAUACCGCCAAGGAUAUCGUCACGGGUCAUCAAGACAAGCUCAAUUCCGCAUUCUACCUGGGAUACAACAUGAUUCUCAAUCUGCUAAGAAUCGAGGCGAUUUCACCCGAGUUCAUGCUGGAGAGAUGCUUCCAUCAGUUCCAAAAUGCCGCCAGUGUCCCCUCGUUGGAGAAGGAGCUCAUGUCGCUGCAGCAAGAGCGAGAUGGACUUUCAAUACCUGACGAGGCGACAAUCAAGGAUUAUUACCAGAUUCGACAACAACUCAACACAUACACCAAAGAUAUGCGAGCCGUGAUCCAGCACCCCAGCCACUGCCUAGACUUUCUCCAGCCGGGACGUCUAGUGCAGAUUUACAACCCCAAGGAAGCCCAGGAUAAUGUCAACGGUGGUCUUGAUUUUGGAUGGGGUGUUAUCGUCAACCAUUACCCUCGUCGGGCACCAAGACUUGGCGAGCCCGAAUGGGAACCACAAGAAUCACACAUCAUCGACGUUUUGCUUCCUAUAUCAGCUACAAGCGCUGAAAUUACUCCCGGUCAACCCACCGGGGACAUGCCGGCUGGACUCAAACCCGCUGGUACUGACAACGCAACCAUCAAUGUGGUUGUGCCCUGCCUACUUACCUGCAUGAAGGCCGUCAGUCAGAUCCGCAUCUUCAUGCCAAAGGAUGGGUUUAAGACGGACGCCGACCGCGACCAGGCUCGUAAGUCACUGGCAGAGGUUAAGCGCCGAUUCCCCGACGGCAUCCCUAUCUUGGAUCCCUUGGAGAACAUGGAAAUCGCAGACGAAUCGUUUAAGAAACUGUUGCGCAAGAUUGAAGUACUGGAAUCCAGACUUCUCGCCAACCCGCUGCACAUGUCUCCCAUGCUCCCCUCUCUUUGGGACCAGUACAGCGAGAAAGUGCAGCUGGUAGAAAAGGUCAAGGAGAAGAAGAAGACGAUUUCCAAAGCGCACAGCAUUGCGCAAAUGGACGAACUCAAGUCACGCAAGCGUGUCCUCCGUCGACUAGGCUUCAUCAACGACUCCGAAGUCGUACAGCUCAAAGCCCGCGUUGCCUGUGAAAUCUCCUCCACCGAAGGCCACGAGCUGCUGUUGUCAGAACUAUUGUUCGACCGCUUCUUCAACGAAUUAUCCCCCGAGACGUGCGCCGCCGUCUUGAGUUGCUUCAUCUUUGACGAAAAGGUCGAGACGCAAGCUCUCAAGGAAGACCUGCAAAAACCCUACCGCGAGAUCCAAGCCAAGGCGCGUAUCAUUGCCAAAGUAAGCCAGGAGUGUAAACUCGAUGUGAAUGAGGAGGAGUACGUGACGAGCCUGAAGUGGCAGCUGAUGGAAACGGUCUACACAUGGGCGCAGGGCAGACCGUUUAUCGAAAUCUGUAAAAUGACAAACAUCUACGAAGGCUCGCUGAUUCGUCUCUUCCGAAGGCUGGAGGAACUGCUGCGUCAAAUGGCGCAGGCGGCUAAAGUCAUGGGGAAUGAUGACCUGACCAAGAAAUUUGAGGAGAGUCUGCAGAAGAUUAGGAGGGAUAUUGUGGCUGCGCAGAGCUUGUAUCUGUGA
Molecule: messenger RNA, 3288 nt
Organism: Pochonia chlamydosporia 170
Lineage: Eukaryota; Fungi; Ascomycota; Sordariomycetes; Hypocreales; Clavicipitaceae
Product: ATP-dependent RNA helicase DOB1
Exons: 2
Coding region: 1-3288 (1095 amino acids)
Biological process (GO): maturation of 5.8S rRNA; RNA catabolic process
Cellular component (GO): nucleus
Molecular function (GO): ATP binding; RNA helicase activity; RNA binding
Source: RefSeq, a predicted model, not a curated record